AUGGAACACAGGACAGCUAGAACAUGUCAUUACGGGACAGCUAGGUUAUGUCAACACAGGGCAGCUAGGACAAGGCAACACAGGACAGCUAGAACAUGGAACACAGGACAGCUAGAACAUGUCAUUACGGGACAGCUAGGGUAUGUAAACACAGGGCAGCUAGGACACGGCAACACAGGAAAGCUAGAACAUGGAAACACUGGACAGCUAGAACAUGCAAACACAGGACAGCUAGAACAGGCAAACACAGGACUGCUAGGACAUGUCAUUACGGGACAGCUAGGUUAUGUCAACACAGGACAGCUAGGACAUGGAAACACAGGACAGCUAGUUUAUGUCAACACAGGGCAGCUAGGACACGGCAACACAGGACAGCUAGAACAUGUCAUUACGGGACAGCUAGGUUAUGUCAACACAGCACAGCUAGGACAUGGAAACACAGGACAGCUAGAUUAUGUCAACACAGGGCAGUUAGGACACGGCAACACAGGACAGCUAGGACAUGGCAACACAGGACAGCUAGAACAUGUCAUUACGGGACAGCUAGAUUAUGUCAACACAGGGCAGCUAGGACACGGCAACACAGGGCAGCUAGAACAUGGAAACACAGGAAAGCUAGGACAUCGAAAUACAGGACCGCUAGGAAAUGCAAACACAGGACUGUUAGGACAUGUCAUCACAGGACACAUGGGACAUGGCAACCCAGGACGGCUUGGACAUGUCAUUACGGGACAGCUAGGGCAUGGCAACACAGGACAGUUAGGACAUGUCAUCACAGGACAGUUAGGACAUGUCAUCACAGGACAUAUGGGACAUGGCAACACAGGACGGCUAGGACAUGUCAUUACGGGACAGCUAGGUUAUGUCAACACAGGACAGCUAGGUUAUGUCAAUACAGGACAGCUAGGGUAUGUCAACACAGGACAGUUAGGACAUCUCAUCACAACACACAUGGGACAUGGCAACACAGGACAACUAGGACAUAUCAACACAGGACAACUAGGACAUGCUGACAAGGAGGACAUCCUGUUAUCAAUCAGUAUGCAUAACUUAGAAAUGUAA
This is a messenger RNA of Mizuhopecten yessoensis (Yesso scallop), 1062 nucleotides long. RefSeq lists its product as uncharacterized. The transcript is spliced from 2 exons. Bases 1 to 1062 code for a protein of 353 amino acids. The record is from RefSeq and is a predicted model, not a curated record. NCBI's taxonomy places the organism in Eukaryota, Metazoa, Mollusca, Bivalvia, Pectinida, Pectinidae.